Molecule: messenger RNA, 1017 nt
Organism: Amblyraja radiata (thorny skate)
Lineage: Eukaryota; Metazoa; Chordata; Chondrichthyes; Rajiformes; Rajidae
Exons: 5
Coding region: 1-870 (289 amino acids)
Molecular function (GO): heme binding
Source: RefSeq, a predicted model, not a curated record
AUGUCGUUGCCGGUGUCGUCGGAGACCGGCUGCGCUGCCGCGCCCCCAGCGGAGACUGGAAUCCGUCGCGGGACCGCCGAUGCACGACUGGCCGAGGCUCCUCACCACUGCUGGGCCGACCACAACCCGACCGGAUGGUUCGCCAGUGGCCGGGGACCGUUGAAAUCUGCGCCGGCUAGGAGCAGAAGGACGUCUUCGGGCAGCCGCCCCAGACAGCAGAUCCAGCUGGAGGUGUGGAGAGUGACUGAGUGCAUCGAACAGACCAGAGCGGAGCCCAAGAUGCUGAGACUCCGUUUAACUCUCUCUGUCCUCCUGGGGCUGCAGGUUGCAGGAACAGGAGCAAGUAAAGUUGUGGUAGAGGCGUGCAAGAACAUGAUGUGUUAUGCUGUCACGCCAGACAAUGAGUAUGAUAAUUAUGAAGAGAUCCAGUUAACAAACGUGCAAUGGCUUUAUACGUUUGUUAGUGGAAAGGAUUUGAAGACUGCAACAAAGAUCGCCUUGGACAAAUUUUUUGAUUAUUCACGUUUCGGCAAUGCUGCAGAUACAAUCGUUCCCAUUUCUGCUGCUUGGGCAAUUUACGCCCCAUUUGAAAAUGGCAAGAUUAAACAGGAAUUUUCAUUUUUCAUUACUCUGCCUCUUGAAGUCGUAAGUCCACCUGAUCCAAAUGAUUCAUCAAUUUCUGUCGUCUUUCAUCCUGAACAUUCAGGUUAUGUCAGGACAUUUGAGCAGAAAACUGAAGACUACGAGAGACUCGCCAGUGAAUUAAAAAAGGACUUGGAGAAAGACGGCCGUGUCUUUAACAACAAAUAUGUCUAUAUCGCAUGGUUCAACACACAGGGACUUAUGCAAAUAGCAUUUCGUGACAAUUAAAACAUAAUCUCUCACAGAUGCUCUGCUACAUUUACAGAUUCCAAACAGUGAGAUGUGCUAAACUCUAUUCUUCACUUUAACAAGGGUCUCCCACCUACUGCUACAACAACAUGUAUUUAUGUGACAACUUUAUGGAGCAAAACCAGC